Molecule: messenger RNA, 1438 nt
Organism: Peromyscus eremicus (cactus mouse)
Lineage: Eukaryota; Metazoa; Chordata; Mammalia; Rodentia; Cricetidae
Gene: Mapkapk2
Product: MAPK activated protein kinase 2
Exons: 10
Coding region: 16-1173 (385 amino acids)
Biological process (GO): vascular endothelial growth factor receptor signaling pathway; peptidyl-serine phosphorylation; response to cytokine
Cellular component (GO): cytoplasm; nucleus
Molecular function (GO): calcium/calmodulin-dependent protein kinase activity; ATP binding; calmodulin binding
Source: RefSeq, a predicted model, not a curated record
GAGUCUCCCGGCACCAUGCUGUCGGGCUCUCCCGGCCAGACCCCGCCGGCGCCGUUCCCCAGCCCGCCGCCGCCCGCCCCGGCCCAGCCGCCGCCGCCGCCGUUCCCCCAGUUCCACGUCAAGUCGGGCCUGCAGAUCCGAAAGAACGCCAUCACCGACGACUACAAGGUCACCAGCCAGGUGCUGGGCCUGGGCAUCAAUGGGAAGGUGCUGCGGAUCUUCGACAAGAGAACCCAGCAAAAAUUCGCCCUGAAGAUGCUCCAGGACUGUCCGAAGGCGCGCCGAGAGGUGGAGCUGCACUGGAGGGCCUCCCAGUGCCCACACAUCGUGCACAUCGUCGAUGUCUACGAGAACCUGUAUGCGGGGAGGAAGUGUCUGCUGAUCGUCAUGGAGUGUCUCGAUGGUGGCGAGCUCUUUAGUCGAAUCCAGGACCGAGGAGACCAGGCAUUCACAGAAAGAGAAGCGUCAGAAAUCAUGAAGAGCAUUGGUGAAGCCAUCCAGUAUUUGCACUCCAUCAACAUUGCUCAUCGGGAUGUCAAGCCUGAGAACCUCUUAUAUACUUCCAAAAGGCCCAACGCCAUUCUGAAACUCACCGAUUUUGGCUUUGCCAAGGAAACCACCAGUCACAACUCUCUGACCACUCCGUGUUAUACACCAUACUAUGUAGCUCCGGAAGUGCUGGGCCCAGAGAAAUAUGACAAAUCCUGUGACAUGUGGUCCUUGGGUGUCAUCAUGUAUAUUCUGCUGUGUGGGUAUCCCCCCUUCUAUUCCAACCAUGGCCUUGCCAUCUCUCCGGGUAUGAAGACUCGUAUCCGAAUGGGCCAGUAUGAGUUUCCUAACCCAGAAUGGUCAGAAGUCUCAGAAGAAGUGAAGAUGCUUAUCCGGAAUCUGCUGAAAACAGAGCCUACCCAGAGAAUGACCAUCACAGAAUUCAUGAACCACCCCUGGAUCAUGCAAUCUACGAAGGUCCCUCAGACCCCACUGCACACCAGCCGUGUCCUGAAGGAGGACAAGGAACGGUGGGAGGACGUCAAGGAGGAGAUGACCAGUGCCUUGGCCACGAUGCGUGUUGACUAUGAGCAGAUCAAGAUAAAGAAGAUCGAAGACGCAUCCAACCCUCUGCUUCUGAAGAGGCGGAAGAAAGCUCGUGCUGUGGAGGCCGCGGCCCACUGAGCCGCUCUGUUCCCGCCCCACUGGAGGACAAGCAAUAACUCUACACGAAUAUAUUUUUGAAACAAAGAGACACAAGUUGCCCACUGCUGCCUCCUGUCCUGGGCUACGUGGAGCCCAGAAACGCCUCUGGCUGAGUUCUGCCCUUGGCUCUGGCCUCCCUCGAGAGGGGCUGGGGGAGGAUGUGUGAGGAGGGGUGAGGUGCUCUCGAGCCCGCUCUCCUUUGGCAUUUUAUCUGUAAUUUGACAUAGAAUUUUUAUGGAACCUC